Serpula lacrymans var. lacrymans S7.9 is the source of this 1053-nucleotide messenger RNA. RefSeq lists its product as uncharacterized. The record is from RefSeq and is a predicted model, not a curated record. NCBI's taxonomy places the organism in Eukaryota, Fungi, Basidiomycota, Agaricomycetes, Boletales, Serpulaceae. The coding region runs from base 5 to 919 and encodes 304 amino acids. The transcript has 19 exons.
AUUCAUGGCACCCUCACCCGUCAUCGCCAUUAUGCAGGGUGGCCUAUGUGGCACACUUGCUACUAUGUUCAUGUACGGUAUUAUUUGCAUGCAGGCGUUUUUCUAUAUCCAAAAUUACGCAAGUGACAAAAAACGACUCAAGAUCUUGGUCGCUAGUAUAUGGUGUCUUGAGACCGUCCACACAGCAUUGUCAAUUCACUUCGUAGAACACUAUCUGAUCUUGAAUUUCUAUAACCCUGAAGCUCUGGAAUACGUAGUUUGGAGCAUGAGUGUUACAUAUAUUGUCGGCUUCGUCAUUGCUUUUUCUGUGAACUUAUGCUUUAUCUGGCGCAUCUGGCUUCUGGGCAAAAGUUUAUGGAUAUCCUCGUGUCUUGUUAUUCUCGCAACCAUUCGAUUCGGAUUCGGCGUGGGCAACUGUUCAAUGAGUCUUCGCUACACAUUGUGGGCAGUUUUUCGAGACCGUGUCUACCCGACCAUGGUCGCGGGCUGGGUACUUUCUGUUCUGGCAGACAGUGCCAUCGCCUGUGCUUUAUGCUGCUACCUUCAUGCUCACAGAACCGGUAUAAGACGGACCGACAGUAUCAUCAAUCGCCUACUCUUGUACACAAUAAAUACAGGGGCUAUCACCUCCUUUUUCGCAGUCCUUGUCAUCAUCAUGUUCCUCGCUAUUCCGGACACUCAAGCCUUUGUCGCCUUCGUACAGGUGCAAAGCAAACUAUACGCCGUCUCUCUCCUUGCGAGCCUCAACUCUCGUAAAUCAACCCUGCAGAAAGCCCAAAUGGCAAUUCCAACUGAUGUAUCACUCGCCUUCCUACCCACGACGAGCAAAUCGGCACCACUAUCACCUUUCGAAAAACAAACACGGCGUAUUGAGAUCCAUCAGAGUACCGAUGUCUACAACCACCAGGACGACCCAUAGCCUAUAGGGGCAUCUUUGCAAAGAGGACGGCCAUGACUUAUGCGUAUGUAUGUUUGUAUACCACUCUAGCACUAGAUUUUGAUCGGUUCAGAUGUAUAACACCCUUCUCCUGGUAUCAUGAUGACUUUUAUUUU